Messenger RNA from Vombatus ursinus (common wombat), 3962 nucleotides. It is a transcript of the gene ZNF697, whose product is annotated as zinc finger protein 697. Bases 277 to 1908 code for a protein of 543 amino acids. The transcript is spliced from 4 exons. The record is from RefSeq and is a predicted model, not a curated record. Lineage: Eukaryota; Metazoa; Chordata; Mammalia; Diprotodontia; Vombatidae. Gene Ontology annotation, molecular function: DNA-binding transcription repressor activity, RNA polymerase II-specific. Gene Ontology annotation, biological process: negative regulation of transcription by RNA polymerase II.
ACAAGGGCAGGAGCUCGGCUGCCGGGGCAGCUGUGGGGCACUGACUGCUCAGCCUCACCUUCCCUUCCUUCUCUCUUCCUCCUCCUUCUCCUCCUCCUUCUCCUCCUCCUCUUCCUCCGUCUUCUGCCCCUGCCGCCUCCGCGCAGCUUGUGAGAAAAGAUUCCCAUCUCCCAGAAAACAGACGUGCAGGCAUUAGCAAGCCAAAGGAAUCACUCAUUGCUUCUAAGAGUGGAGCACACAGGACUCUCUGAUCAGUUCCUGGCCUGGUUUUCCUGGAUGGAACAAGAGGAAGAACUGGGUGUGUCUGAACUCCAGGACUCAGGGGACAGGGGGAUGGGCUCAGAUAUCGAGGACUCGGAGAGGGGGAUGGGUUCAGACCUGCAGUACAUGGAUGAGAGAGAGGACGACUCGGAGGAGAGGGAGGUGGGCUCGGACCUGCUGGACGAGAAAUUCAGAGAGGAGAACUCAGAGGAGAGGGAGAUGGUGACAGACAUCUAUACAGAUGACAGGCUGCUCAGUGAGGGAGAAGAGACAGCUCUCCGUGAGGAAAAUGAAGAUGAUGUGGAAGAUCCUGAGGUGGUUGAGAUGGGGAUGUUCUCAGGACUCUCUGAGUCAGAGAGCAUAACCCAGAGUCCCAGGGAAGAGGAGGAGAGUGCUGGAGAGAGCCGACUGGAGGAGGAAGAAGAGACCCCAACCCUACCCUGGAGGAGACGCCUCUCCAUAGGGAAGUACCACCGGGAGGGCAGCUCUGGUCAGCACCGUUUCCAUCCUCUCCAUCACCCAAUGGCUGUAGACUUUGGGGAGCUCAACAGUUUGAUGGCUAGCAUCAUGGAAGCCCCCACCAUCUGUUCAGAUUGUGGUGAAAGCUUCAGCCCAGGCACAGCCUUCAUUCAGCACCAGCGCAUGCAUCGCCUGGCCCAAGCGGCUGGGGUGGCUGGUGUCCAGCCUUAUGGCUUUGCUUCAGAAUGUGCAGGAGUAGUGGGUAUGGUGGGUUUGGGAGGUACAGGAACCUUGGGCUCUGUAUUGCCCCGGACCCCAGGAGAGAAGCCAUACCGAUGUGGAGAAUGUGGUAAAGGAUUCAGCCGCAAUACAUACCUAACAAACCACCUCCGCCUGCAUACAGGUGAACGCCCCAACCUUUGUUCUGACUGUGGCAAGAGCUUCAGCUGGCGUGCAGACCUGCUCAAACACCGACGUUUGCACACAGGGGAGAAACCUUACUCGUGCCCCGACUGUGGGGAGGCCUUCAGUCUCAGCUCCCACCUUCUGAGCCAUCGGCGGGCCCACGCUGCAGCCAGCGGAGCUGGGGCAGCGGUGUUGCGACCCUUUGCUUGUGGGGAGUGUGGAAAGGGUUUCAUGCGGCGUUCUCAUCUGGCCAACCACCAGCGUAUCCACACUGGGGAGAAGCCACAUGGAUGCGAUGAGUGUGGCAAGCGCUUUAGCUGGCGUUCAGACCUGGUGAAACACCAGCGCGUGCACACCGGAGAGAAACCCUACAUGUGCUCUGAGUGUGGGGAGACGUUCAGUGUCAGUUCCCACCUCUUCACCCACAAGCGCACUCACUCAGGUGAGCGCCCCUACGUGUGCAGUGAGUGUGGCAAGGGAUUUGGGAGGAACUCACACCUGGUGAACCACCUCCGAGUACACACUGGGGAGAAACCGUUUGGUUGUGCAGAAUGUGAGAAACGCUUCAGUGACUUCUCUACCCUCACCCAGCAUCAGCGCACCCACACUGGGGAAAAGCCCUAUGCCUGCGUUGAGUGCGGCAAAAGCUUCAUCCAAAGCUCCCACCUCAUCCGCCACCGCCGCAUCCACACUGGAGACAAGCCGCACAAGUGUGCCAGCUGUGGGAAAGGCUUUCGCUACAAAACCCACCUGGCCCAGCACCAAAAGCUGCACCUCUGCUAGGACCAGCAGGGAGUGGUGUGGGUGGGGUUUGGAGGGGGGGUGUAGUUAACCAUUUUGGGAGUAAACGUGGGAAGGGCACAUAUUCUCCUCCAAAACAGGGAGUCCCUGAAAAUUGGAAAUCCUCUGAGUAGGCUUUUGGAGUAAAGUUGAGGGAUAAGGCGGAACCCAAGAGCAUCUCUUGGGGACAUUCAGGGAUGAAGGGUUGAGUAGGGGUUUUUUUCUAGUAGUGUUCUAAAAAAUUCCAGGAGUUUUGUAAUUGCCUCUUUGCUCCCUCUCAUGAGAAAAGGCAGUUGGAGUGAACCACCCAGUCCUUUACUGAAUACAGCCUUUCCAAGUGGUUGUUUUAGGAUCACCAAGAAAGGGGUUGGGGGUGAGGAGAGGCAAGAGAGAAAUAUAGUAUUGAGAGGGAAGGAGUGAAAAUAGGAUAACAGCAGAUAGGGUCUUAAAUCAGGGAAGUGUGUGGCCCGUACCAUGGUGAAGAGAGGGAGAGAUAAAAACUACAGGAAGGGAAAUAGAGGCAAGGACUUGUUUCCUGGUUUAGGAUCCUCCUGUUAUAGGUGCUCUAAUUAGUGGUCCAUCUCCAUCCCCUCACGACCCCCUACAACCACCUACAAAUACUUCCCCUUCAAAUUUGUCUCUUAAGCCAAGGAAAGGAAAGUGUCCCAUUGGGACUGUGGAAGGGAAAAUUUCAUUUUCUCCACCCAUCCCUUUUUCCUCUGGGCCAUAUUUAGCUGCUAUUUUGAGGCUUCGAGGGAAGCUAGGGUGGAAAGUAGCACAUUUGAAGGGAGAAGUGUCUGUAGAGAGGAAGCCUCUUUAUUACUUGCCUUCUGCUUUGCUUCCAGUUUUCUGCUAUCCUCACCCAGUCCUCAUGGAAGCCAUCUCCUCUACCCCAUGUACCAAAUAUUCCCAUCCUCUGUCCUGGAGUUUGAGUGCUAGGUCCAUGAUUUAUAUUAUAUUAGACCACACACGUGUGACUUUAAAAAGAAGGGAAAACAGCACUAGUCUGGAAUUGUGGGGUGGUUCUCCCAGUAUGGUGUACUGCUUGCUUCCUCAUGUAAACAUCAGAUAGUCUUUGCAGUGGAAACCCAAAUGGCUUUUUCCACUAAUUUUGCUGACCCCGUCUGAGGAUUUCAGGGAAGUAAAUACAUCGAGUCCAUUGUCCUUCGGUUCCUGUCUCAUUUUGCUUCUCGCUUCCUACCUUCUUCAUUGAAGGUGAAGGAGAAACACUGGGCUUCAACCUCUCCCCAAUCCAGCUUUCCUCCAUGGUUAAUUCACAGAAGAAAUUGGAGGCUGUUCUCUAAAAGAAAAUCUUAUUCAUGGUAUCCACAGUAGGCAGUGGUUGGGGAAAGUAUAAAUGCAAACACUUACCUAGCACCAGCAAAGACUGCAUCCUGUAGGUGCUGAUAAGAAUGCCAAAUAGCACUUUUGUACUAAGAAAGGUGCGUUAUCAUUUUUAUUAUAGCCACUCAUCACAUUGCUGGUGAGAUCCUUCAGUAUUAUGGCCUCUAUCUUAAAGAAGACCAUUGAAAACUGGUCUAAAGAGAGGCUUGAGAGUGUCAGAUAGGUCUAUUCUGGCCUCUUUGCUCUGUGUUUUGACUAGUGGGGCAAUUAAUUGUUGCCUAAAGGGCUGUUUCUAAAUUCCUACUUGUUGGGAAAAAUUAGGGCUACUCUAGAAAGGAGCGGGGAAGGUAUGCCUUCUUUUGUAACACUGGCCUUUGUUAGCCAUGUGUUAACACUAAAGGAUUGUGGAUCAAGGGUCCACCUUGAAUGCUAGAGUCCACCAAUUCUCCCUUCUCUUCCCCAGAAAAGCCUUUAGAAUAGGAACAAGAAAUAAAAUGCGGCUUCUGAGCUAAUACCCUGUAUCUCCCAUGGACCUACUUCACAGACAGACUCUGAUUGGGAAUUCCAGCCUGGGGGAAGGAAUCUCCAAAAUUGUCAUUUCGGCUCUUUACAAUGGAUUUCCUAUGAAUUAAUAUGGUCAGGAGCAGCUAGGUGGCAGCGCAGUGGAUAGAGCAUUGGCCCUAGAGUGAGGAGGACCUGAGUUCAAAUCCAAG